GCCUGUGAGAAAGGCGGAGCGUGGCAAAACGCCUUGCAUCUCCUCUCGGAAAUGUCGUUCACACGACUGAGAGUUAGCGCUGUCAGUAUCGCUGCUGGAAUGAGCGCUUCCGUGCAGAAGUCGCAGUGGCCUCUGGCGCUGCGGUUGUUCUUCGACAUGCUCCAGGACAGCAUAGCUGCCGACACUGUCGUCUACGAGUUGGCUGUUCUCGCUUGUGCAGACGGAGGGAAGAGUAACUUAGCAGUGCAGCUGCUGAACGAGAU
Symbiodinium necroappetens is the source of this 263-nucleotide messenger RNA. Lineage: Eukaryota; Dinophyceae; Suessiales; Symbiodiniaceae. The record is from the annotation of a GenBank genome assembly.